GGCUGUGACGUCAGGCGGCGGAGGCGCGAUGCGCGUGCUGUCCCUCGGGCGGUGGCUCCGCGCCGGGCUGGUCCCCCCACGGGGCCCGGCGAGCCGGCACAGCGGGGACCGGCACAGCGGGCACCGGCCACAGGCACCGCCGCAGGGACCGGCCCAGGUACUGCUUCAGCAGAAAGUGUCGGUGGAAGUGCUGGAGCACUUGGAGCAGCUGGCCCUGGUGGAUUUCCGGGAUUCGGAGGGCGUGGAGCGGCUGCAGAAAGCGAUCCAGUUUGCUGAUCAGCUUCAUGAAGUAAACACCGACGGCGUGGAACCGAUGGAUUCAGUGCUGGAAGACAGGUGUCUGUAUCUCAGAGAAGAUGAUGUGACAGAAGGCAACUGCACCAAAGAGCUGCUGGAAAAUGCCAGAGAGACAGUAGAGGAGUAUUUCGUAGCUCCACCAGGUAACAUCCCUUUAGUAAAGCUGGAAGAACAAAAGACUUACCUGCAGGGCUCUAAGUGACAGCCCAGAGCCCAAAUGCCCUUUCAGUAUUUUAUUUGGGGAAAACAAAGUUUUGCGCAGUCACGGCUGAAACACCCUGGCAUGGAUUUUGGUCAAAAGAAAAGCACUUGCAAGACAGAAGAAAGAAGGUGUAGAAGUUUAGUAGUACUGCUGAAACAUUCAAUGUCUGAAGCUGGAUGGCAGCAUGGCAGAUGACCUUGGUGUUUUUAUUUGGCAAAGUGAAUUUGCUGUCUGGAGGUGAGAGCAAACCCCUGUCCCACUCUUAAUUGUGCAAUUACUUUAAUAUUUGUUUAAGCAUCCAUAAUAUACUCACAUAGUUGCAUAAAACAUGUAAUUACUAUGAUACUUGAAUUCUUUCAAGGGUAUUGAACUAAAGUCUGUAUUUAAACCACUAAUCCAAUCCUCUGCAAAACUGUAACACUGUAUUAUUUCUUUAGUCUCAGACUUGUCAAGAUUCAGACCCUGCAAAUGCUGAAGUUUUACAGAUACACAAGCUCAGCCUGUACGUAAUUUUUGAUAUGUAUAUAAAUCAUAACAAGGAAAGACUUCAAAGUAUCAGUCAAUCAAUAUGAUUAAUACCACAAUCAUCAGGUAAUGCCCAUUUUGAGAAGUCUCCCCUUGAUCUAUUCAUUUUGGCCUCCUCUUUGACCAUCAGAGAGAAUGGGGACAAUAUUAUUUACAUAGAAAAAGAAGGAGGAAUUUGAGAGGGGACUGCUUGGCUGCAGGAGCUUUUAACCCAAAAUAGCAUCAAGUAACUAUUUAAAGGCAACACCUAAACCAACAAUUUGGACAAGAUGAUCCCACAUUCCCAACGCAGCUAAACUUAAAACUGCCAGUUCAGUGCUGCUCCCACACACUCCAGUGAGAGAACAGACUGCCUGAUGCUUGUUCCCUGCAGCCCAAACUGCAUUUAAAGUGGAAAACACACAUCUCCUUAAUGAAGGGGUUUGAUGCAACUUCACCACAAAUAAGGGAAUUACAACCUUGACUCAGACACCUGCAACAACCAAAAAAAAAAGCUCACAGAGGGCAGAUGAGCUGCCUGUGGGGCAGGGUGUGCCAGUGCCUCAGUGGGUCUAACACUGGGGGUGCUGAGCCCCAGGAGAUGGUGCUGAGCCCCACUGGGCCCUGGCUGCCCUUUGAGAGAGGGAGACACACCCCUCAUGUGCUGGCUCACCUGUAUUCACUGCAGGACUCAGUAAAUAGAUCCAGUUUCUCUGGACACCAUGGAAAUAACCUCACAUUUUUCCACCAUCACAAACCUGUGGAUAUAAAGUUGGAUUGGAAGCCCUCACAUAUAAAUCCCAGGUUUACAAAGAGAAUUACAAUGUGGAGAUUUCUUCACUUUUGUGGAAAGAAAAUGGAAGUUGUUUUAUUGCUGUUAAUGAUUAUUUUAUGUUUUGGAAUUAACUAGGAGCCCCAGGAAAAAUCUCUGUUAAUACAGUGACAGGCUGUGCAAUACAGAGUAAAAACCCACCUCACAAAAAGUGCUUACAGCCUAACCUCCAUCUGGGAGAGGAAUCUCAUGAGAUGCCUUAUCCAUUACCCAGUUUUCUUCAGCAUCUCCUCUACCCCAGAUAUCAUCUCCUGUGUUUAUUUGUUCUGGCUUUCCCUGCAGCUCUGUCCUGAAGGAAACUGCACUUUUAUGUUCUUGAUUAACAAGUUAGGACUUUAAUGUAUCUCAGGGUUUAAUGUUUCUCACUAACGACGUGUAUCUCACCCACACUGACAUUUCCUGCAGUCGUCAUCACAAUUGUUCCUUCAGCAAACCAUUUCUUAAUAAAUGCAGAGAAAUUUGCCUGCAGCUACCAAACACAACCACCUCCUCAGAGAUUCAUGGGCGUUUCUGAAGUUCAGUGGAAGCAUUUGGAAGGUUGUUAAAUGGUUCUGUUCUGUCAGCACAAAACUGUCCAGUACUCAAAGAACUACUGCAAGUACUGCAGAUACUGAACACAGUUCUGGAAAUUAAUUACUUACUUUGGCCCCAAGACCACUCAAAACUUCUUCAUGUUUCUAGCACACAAGCAAAGUUGUGAACUGUAUCUCUAAUUGGAAUGCUAAAACCUGGGAGUCAGGAGUUAUUCCUGAGAUAUUUUAGAGUGACAAAAGUAUUACAUUAUGCAGAUUCAAUAUUUCUGGGGGCAGUAUAUUCUUCUGAGGUUGCCUUAGAGUUUUCAAAAGCAAAGAGUUGCUUGCAGUUAUGCUGCUUUUGCUCUGAAUGGCACUGAGCAGGUAACUACACUGUAUGAAUAUGCAAAAUAUUUACAUUUCAAGUGAGGUGAAUGACUGCUCUUGAGGUGGGUUUUUUAAAAUUUCUACAAGGAAAUGGGAAUUCUACCAACCAGUAUUUGAAAAUCUCUUUUAAGUCAUCAUGUGUUGUUUGCUGUAGACAUGGUUCAGAGUCCUGUUAUUAACAGAUCACCAGUGUGGAAGACUCAACACAGCAAUGUUCUAUCUGCUGACAAAUGUGUAAGCAGAAAGUGCCCCAGGGAGAGUGAAACUAAGAAAACAGAGCACUGAGGAUCUACCAAAACAUCUUGCUUCAUUUAAACAAUAAAAACCCAAACAAA
Ficedula albicollis (Collared flycatcher) is the source of this 3069-nucleotide messenger RNA. RefSeq names its product glutamyl-tRNA(Gln) amidotransferase, subunit C (gene GATC). Bases 29 to 499 code for a protein of 156 amino acids. NCBI's taxonomy places the organism in Eukaryota, Metazoa, Chordata, Aves, Passeriformes, Muscicapidae. The record is from RefSeq and is a predicted model, not a curated record. The transcript has 4 exons. Gene Ontology annotation, molecular function: glutaminyl-tRNA synthase (glutamine-hydrolyzing) activity. Gene Ontology annotation, cellular component: glutamyl-tRNA(Gln) amidotransferase complex; mitochondrion. Gene Ontology annotation, biological process: regulation of translational fidelity; glutaminyl-tRNAGln biosynthesis via transamidation; mitochondrial translation.